This is a messenger RNA of Nicotiana attenuata, 1155 nucleotides long. RefSeq lists its product as uncharacterized. The record is from RefSeq and is a predicted model, not a curated record. NCBI's taxonomy places the organism in Eukaryota, Viridiplantae, Streptophyta, Magnoliopsida, Solanales, Solanaceae. The transcript has 5 exons. The coding region runs from base 1 to 1155 and encodes 384 amino acids.
AUGACUAACGGAGAGGAACAAAUUGAACCUGCUGUGACUGUUACUGCUAACACAGUUUCGAGGAUGCCAGGUCCUAGCCGUCCUACUGCACCUGCAACGGCGAUGCCACCAGUGGAAAAGCCGGGGAAAUUUUCUGGUGUUGACUUUAAAAGAUGGCAGCAAAAGUUGUUCUUUUAUCUAACCACUCUAAGUCUGCAAAGGUUCAUUCAAGAGGAUGUUCCAGUCGUGCCUGAAGGAACCCCUGACAACGAGCGCUUCCUUGUUACUGAGGCUUGGAAGCACUCUGAUUUUCUGUGCAAAAAUUACAUUUUAAGUGGGCUGGAAGAUGGCUUGUACAACGUUUAUAGCGUCAUGAAAACAUCAAGAGAAUUAUGGAAUGCUCUUGAAAAGAAGUACAAGACUGAAGAUGCUGGACUUAAGAAGUUUGUGGCCGCCAAAUUUCCGGAUUUCAAAAUGAUUGACGGUAAAUCUGUCAUAACGCAAGUCCAAGAAUUGCAAGUUAUUGUUCAUGACCUCCUUGCUGAAGGUAUGGUCAUAAAUGAAGCGUUUCAAGUUGCGGCAUUUAUUGAAAAGCUGCCUCCGCUGUGGAAGGACUUUAAGAAUUACUUGAAACAUAAGCGCAAGGAGAUGACGCUUGAAGACCUUAUUGUUCAUCUACGGAUUGAAGAGGACAACAAGGCAGCUGAGAAGAAAUCUCGUGGAAAUUCAACAAUAAUGGGUGCAAAUAUUGUUGAGGAAGCUUCAACGAGUAAAAAGAGAAAGAAGCCGUCUGGAUCAACGAAUUAUCCAAGCAAGAAGAUGUUCAAAUUGUUUAUGGCAAACUCCGCUUCUGCAAAAAUUGAAGGAACGGGCAAGGUGGCUGUGAAGAUGACUUCGGGAAAGAUUGUGACCCUAAAAGAUGUUCUUCAUGUUCCUGAAAUGCGGAAGAAUUUAGUCUCAACAUCACUUCUAGUCAAGAAUGGCUUUAAGUGUGUUUUUGUUUCCGACAAGGCACAACAGCUGGCUAUCGCUCAGCUACAAAGCCAUACAAAAACUCCCAGCACCGUAACACCAAGAACAACUCCCCCGGCCGAACAGGACCGAGGAUUGUCACCAGCUGCGAGAAGAAGUGGCCAGGUUACUCAACAACGGUCAUCUCAGAGAAUUCUUGAGUGA